AUGUCGCCUGGAGGAGGUAAGUCCCGAAAUUGUUCCUUCUUCUCUGUGUGCGUGAGUCUCUGUGUGCGCGAUUCUGAGAGCGUGAGAGCAAAUGAGGGUGAGUUUCCUAUUUUGAGUCGUGAGGAGCAACGGUUGUGCGAUCGUGGGAACGACGUGGGUAGUUGUUCGAUUGGUAUUGAUGAUUCAUUAUUUGAAUUAAACUUAAUUUUCAGUUUUUUACUGUCGGUUUUGAUAUCAUUCGGUGCUCAUGGCAGACCAAUCCUUUUUUUAUUGUUUUGUUCUUUAGAUAUUGGCGAGACACAACUUAUUGAUUUAAGGUCUUCGCAGCUCUUAUACCGUCUUUCUGAUGAGAUUGCCGCUGACAUGUUCAGAGAGCACACCAGAAAACUAGCAGAGGAAAACAUCUCCACUGCAGUUGAUCUCCUGAAGUCUCGAAUGCAAGCGGGAAGAACCACUCAAGUUGUGGAAGAGAUUGAAAAGGUUUUGGCGUUAAAUGAUUUACUUUCACGCUUUAGUAAACAUCCUGAGUCUAGUAGAUUUGUCCCUGGCGUUGGUCCAAUUUCCUUAUUAGGUGGAGAAUUUGACAGUGACAGAAAAAUUGAUGAUCUGAAAUUGCUUUUUAGAGCAUAUGCUUCUGAAUGUUUUCCAAAUGGACGCCUUGAGGAACAGAAGCUUGUGGCUUUGAACCAAUUGAAGAACAUAUUUGGUUUAGGAAAUCGUGAAGCAGAUGCAAUAUUGCUUGAUAUCACUGUUAAGGUCUAUCGUAAGCGGCUAUCUCAAGCUGUUUCUAGUGGUGAUUUGGAAGCAGCUUCAAGCAAAGCGGCCUUUCUUCAAAAUCUUUGUGAAGAACUUCAUUUUGAUCCCCAAAAGGCUAGCGAGAUACAUGAAGAAAUUUAUAGGCAAAAGCUGCAGCAUUCUGUGGCUGACGGUGAGCUUAGUGAGGAGGAAGUUUCUUCUCUUCUUCGUAUUAGAGUUCUCCUCUGUAUUCCUCAAGAAACUGUUGAUGCUGCACAUGCUGAUAUCUGUGGCCGUUUAUUUGAGAAGGUUGUUAAAGAUGCGAUUGCAUCAGGAGUUGAUGGUUAUGAUGCUGACAUCAGGGCAUCCGUGAGAAAAGCUUCUCAGGGUUUACGUCUAACAAAGGAAGCUUCCAUAGCUAUUGCUAGCAAGGCGGUGCGCAAGGUGUUUCUAAAUUAUGUGCAACGCUCAAGAGGGGCUGGCAAUCGAAUUGAAGCUGCAAAGGAGCUUAAGAAGAUGAUAGCAUUUAAUACCUUGGUUGUCACUGAAUUAAUAUCUGACAUUAAAGGAGAGCCCGUUACUGCAGAGCCUAUUGAAGUGGAGAUUAAGCCAACAGAGGAAGAAGAUGAGUUGGAGUCACUGCAGACAUUGAGAAAGUCGAGGCCCAACAAAGACCUUGAAGCAAAGCUUGGAAAGGGAGGCCAAACAGAAAUUAAUCUGAAGGAUGACCUCUCAGAAAGGGAUAGAACUGACCUCUAUAGGACAUAUCUUCUCUUCUGUCUUUCUGGAGAAGUGACUGUUGUUCCUUUUGGGGCUCAAAUCACCACAAAGAAGGAUAACUCGGAGUAUCUCUUAUUAAAUCAGCUUGGUGGAAUACUUGGAUUGACUGGCAAAGAAAUAGUGGAAGUCCACAGAAAUUUGGCUGAACAGGCAUUCAUGAAGCAGGCUGAGGUGAUUCUUGCAGAUGGGCAGUUGACUAAAUCUAAGAUUGAGCAGCUAAAUGAGGUGCAAAAGCAGGUUGGACUGCCUGCAGAAUAUGCACAGAAAGUAAUUAAGAACAUCACAACAACAAAAAUGGCUGCUGCAAUUGAGACAGCUGUUAGUCAAGGAAGGAUUGGAAUACAGCAGGUUCGGGAAUUGAAAGAAGCUAGUGUUGAUUUAGAUAGCAUGAUCUCAGAGCGCUUGCGUGAGAAUCUAUUCAAGAAAACAGUGGAGGAAAUCUUUUCGUCUGGUACAGGCCUAUUUGAUGAGGAGGAAGUUUAUUUGAAAAUCCCAGCUGAUCUUAAUAUAGAUGCUGAGAAAGCCAAAGGAGUUGUUCAGGAUAUCGCCAAGCAUAGGCUAUCAAAUUCACUGGUUCAGGCUGUGUCUUUGCUUCGACAAAGGAAUCGAGAUGGAGUGGUUGCUUCACUGAAUGACAUGUUAGCCUGCGACUCUGCAGUAGCUUCCGAGCCCUUGUCUUGGUCUUCACCUGAGGAGCUUGCCGACCUAUAUUGUGUAUAUCUGAAGAGCAUUCCUAAGAGAGAGAAGCUUGACAGAUUGCAAUAUCUUUUGGGAAUCAAUGAUUCUACUGCUGCAAUGCUCAGAGACACAGCAGAAAGGGGAGCAUUGCCCAUUGGAAAUGAGGAAGAAGAGAUCGUCUUCUAGGUAUUUAUCAAAUUUUGUAGUGAUUUAAUUUCAAUAGAAUUCAGGAAGAACCCUAGUGAAGCUUUUAGCAAAUACAUGACUGUGAAGAGAAGAUUGUAUGUCUCUGUAAUGUUUUGUAAUAUAGUUAGCUUUGGAAGCUUGCAAUUGCAGAAAAUUGGGACAUAGCCAUUUUUUUAAUUGCUGCUUUUUACAUUUAAGAUAAUAAUAUUCUUGAA
Dendrobium catenatum is the source of this 2594-nucleotide messenger RNA. Its product is annotated as protein TIC110, chloroplastic-like. The record is from RefSeq and is a predicted model, not a curated record. Gene Ontology annotation, cellular component: TOC-TIC supercomplex I. The transcript has 10 exons. NCBI's taxonomy places the organism in Eukaryota, Viridiplantae, Streptophyta, Magnoliopsida, Asparagales, Orchidaceae. Gene Ontology annotation, biological process: protein import into chloroplast stroma. Bases 1 to 2379 code for a protein of 792 amino acids.